Messenger RNA from Baudoinia panamericana UAMH 10762, 1283 nucleotides. RefSeq lists its product as uncharacterized. Gene Ontology annotation, molecular function: mRNA binding. The record is from RefSeq and is a predicted model, not a curated record. Gene Ontology annotation, cellular component: mRNA cleavage and polyadenylation specificity factor complex. NCBI's taxonomy places the organism in Eukaryota, Fungi, Ascomycota, Dothideomycetes, Mycosphaerellales, Teratosphaeriaceae. The transcript is spliced from 3 exons. Bases 125 to 943 code for a protein of 272 amino acids. Gene Ontology annotation, biological process: mRNA alternative polyadenylation.
ACCUGACGCGACUUGUACAAUAUCAGCUCAAGGCAAUCCCACCCCAGUCCUGUGCCCAAUAUCCACCUCUUGACUAGCCGCCCUGCCGUUGCCCACGUCGUCUCCUACUAAUCCGCAGGAAACGAUGGCCGGGGAUGACGACACCUUCGAGAUUGACAUCUAUGGCGACGAGCAGCAAGAACCCGAGGUGCGCGCACAACCGGCCGAAAGCCACCCAAACGGCGGCGAACCGGUUCCCGAUCACGCAACACCUGAAACACGCGUGAACGGGACCGCCCGAUCUGCGACCGCUGACCCCACACCAACACCCACAGACGCCUCGCACCCACCAAGACAAGCCGCGAAACGCAAGGCGCCCGACGAAAACGACGGCGGUGACUCGCUCCCUCCCCAUCACAACGGCACAGCACCCGCCUCAGACAACAACAACAACAACGACCACCAACAAUACCCCGACGACCGACCCCUGGAACCCGGCGCCACCCCGGCCCUCAAACUCACCGACCUGCACUGGUGGACGACGGAAGAGGACCUCCGCUCCCUCUGCUCCCGCGCCGGCGUCGGCGUAGUAGAAGAAGAACUCCUCGACCUCUCCUUCGCCGAGCACAAGAUCAAUGGGAAGAGCAAAGGGGAGGCGUAUCUCGAGUUCGCUUCCCCGCAGGCGGCGAGUGCCGUGAAACGGGAGGUUGAGGCGGCGAGUCCGGUCAAGUCGGCGGGUGGGGUGAGGAAGACGCCGUUUGGGGUGGUGUUUGCCGGGGUGGGGAAUCCGUUUAGGACGGUUGCGGGGGCGGGGGGGAAGAAGGAGUUUGGUGGUGGUGAGAGGGGGGUGGGAAGGGGAGGGGCGUAUAAUGAGUUUGGGAACCGGGGGUGGGAUAUGAGUGGGAUGGGCGGUGGUGGGAAAUGGUGGUGGUGGUGGGAGUGCUGGGGGGAUGCAGCAGGGUGAUGGAAAUAAUAAGAGGAUGAGGAUGGGUUAGGUUGUCAUGUUUUUGGAUCUGGGAUGGUGUUUUGUAUUAAAACUGGUGGGAAUAGGCUGGGUCUCCGGGCAUCAUGAGGCUGGUGGGCUGGCGUUGUGGCUGAAGGCCACGAUGGUGCAUGUGGGCAGGGCGUUCGGGGGAUCAGCACAUGGCAUAUGGCAUACGGCAUACAUUGCCGGCAGGAACGUUGACUACACCGUCUGGACGACCACAACGUCGAAGUGUAACCAUAAUGGCUAGUACUGUACCGUUUGUAACUGCUCCAUUCCCGAACCCGUGCCGAGUCUUCGCUAGCUACAGUAGUCAGGC